UUGCAAAAUUGGACAAACCCUCUGCGACUUCGUACGACAACAAGAGGUCGUACCUGCGAACCGUGCUCGGAAGGGAAGCGCCAUCAGCGAAGAUGGUACUACCUCCUGCACCACGCAACCUCAAAGGAAUACCUCAAUUUCUAGCGAGGAGCAAACUGUGCAGGGAGCUAAUAUACAAAAGUCGGGACUCCGUUCGUUUAAUAGAUCUGCCUCCUCUAGGCAAAAGCCGAACCCGACAUCAAAACUAAAAGACACACUAAACAGAAAGUCCACUUGCAAGCAGGGCACACUUUCUGCACACACAAGCACUAGCAGCACCACUUCAAUCCAGUCAUCACCCAUCGAGCCAACUUCUUCUCUACCCACGCUGAACACCACGCCUACACCACCUACUGCCAGCAAAAGUAACCUAUUUGUGCGGGUGCUACGACGAUUUUCAAGUAACUCCCUUCCCGGCAAGACGGCGUCAAACCCGAAAAACGCGGACGACGUACCGAAAGUCAACGAUAACAACAACGGCGAUCUGGGCAAACAGCAAUCAACCGAUGUAGAGGUGCUUUGCUCUCAGGACAACCAGAGCAGGGAACAGAAUGAGGACGAAAUGGAUAGCAAAAUAGAGCCUGCAGAUGCCAUAAGCAACCAGAAAGCUGGUCUUACUUCGGGCAAACCUAAAAAAGACAAGUCAGUCAAGGGGACGUCGCAAGCGGUUGUUUCAGACACCAAGAAAAUGGAGGCCAGGAAGUCCUCCUCGGACACGGUGAUUGAGCCAUUGAUCAAGCAGCAGGCGCCACUGCACUCGUCAAAGACCACGCCAACGACUUUGACGGCGAACUUCGUGCAAAACAUUCGAUUCGUCCGUAAAAAUGUGGAACAGUCAGGCAGGAACACCAAUCCACUGCAGUUCGUUGAACUCGAGACGGAGUUUCCUCGUGACUAUGACGACAACAUCGAGAUGCUUUCCCGCGAGGCGGAGCAUCUGGAGGAGCAGUUCCGCACGCCUACGCGCUCCAAUGCUACGGAUGCCACUUCCCACCAUGUGGCCGGAAUCAUCGACAACAUAAUAACCGAAGCGUCACGGAGUCUUACAAUCGAAAAGACUGAAGACGAUGUGCCAUUGAAGUCUUCUACCAAGCACUCGAGCGGCGUAAAACGAGUUGGCUUUCAAGUAGAGGAAAAGGACGAUACCGAGGUUCAGAGCGAAAAACAGGCAAAGAGCAUCGAUGACAUAACCAAAAAAGCGGAGAGUUCCGAGGCUAGCGCAGAGGAAGCUGCUGUCACCGGGUCCUCGACAGAUGCAUCUGCAUCUCUUCUGCCCUCCACGUCGCUGGUCUCCACCACAUCUUCAGCUACAUCGAUAUCCAAGAGUAAGAGCGAUGAGGACGAUGAUCCGGUGGCCAUGUCGCCGUGCGGACGAUUCUUUAAGUACGAUAAGGAAGUCGGACGCGGUUCCUUUAAAACUGUCUAUCGUGGCCUGGACACGUUGACGGGUGUUCCAGUUGCCUGGUGCGAGUUAUUGGACAAGCAAGUAAAAAAAAGUGAACGUACUAGAUUUCGCGAGGAGGCAGACAUGCUGAAGAAACUUCAGCACCCAAACAUAGUGCGGUUUUAUACAUAUUGGGAGUUUCCUAUUGGCCGCAAGAAGAAUAUUGUACUAGUCACCGAACUAAUGUUAUCUGGAACUUUGAAAUCCUAUUUGAAACGAUUCAAGAAAAUACACCCAAAGGUAUUGAAGUCAUGGUGUCGCCAGAUAUUAAAAGGCCUUAACUUCCUGCAUACUCGUCAAUUUCCUAUAAUUCAUCGUGAUUUGAAAUGUGAUAAUAUUUUUAUAACUGGCACCACUGGUAGUGUUAAAAUCGGCGACUUGGGCCUGGCAACUUUGAAAAACCGCUCCCACGCAAAAUCUGUGAUUGGUACGCCGGAGUUCAUGGCCCCGGAAAUGUACGAGGAGCACUACGACGAGUCGGUGGACGUAUAUGCAUUCGGCAUGUGCAUGUUGGAGAUGGCCAUUUCCGAAUAUCCUUACAGUGAGUGCAAGGGUCCAGCCCAGAUCUACAAAAAGGUGAUAUCGGGCAUUAAGCCAGCGGCGCUGGCUAAGGUGGAGGACCCCAACGUGCGCGACAUCAUCGAACGGUGCAUUGAACUAAAGAAGGAGGAUCGGCCCAGCUGCAAUGAACUGCUAGAAUCGGAGUUCUUUGACGAAGAUAUCGGUAUACGAGUUGAGCCAACUGCUUCGGAACAGUUCCUUUCUGAUCCGAGCAUCAGCAUCAUCGAGUUCAGACUGCGGUUUAUGGAUCCCAAGAAGCGCUCGUCCCGUCAUAAGGAAAACGAGGCAAUUCAGUUUGAGUACAACAUCAAGCAUGACGAGUACGAACAGAUUGCGCAAGAAAUGAUGAAGGAAAAUAUUAUAUCUGAGGACGACUCUCGCGCUGUAGCUCGGCUUUUAAAAGUGCAGGUGGUGUCGUUGCUUAAAGAACGUGCCCAGCGUCAAACUCAAAUCAAGCUGCAAAACGAGAAGUCUCGUUUGGAAAAAUUGGCAUUGCAAAAGCAACGUGAGAGUUUGCCGACCAACGUCGAUGAAGAUGAGGAAGAGGAGGAGGAGUCUGAGGACGAGGAGGAUGGUGUUAAAUGGAAUCAGCGCCUGCAGCUAAGAUAUGACCUGCUUAACACUGAUUCAGAAACAAGCCUUGCUCUAUCCACGAACAGCGUCGAACCGCAGCAGCUGUCCACUCGCUCGAACACUUCGAUUCCGAACAGUGGCAUUCAGCAACCUGUUCAGGUCCCAGGUCAAGUGCCUGUUUCCCAGUUGAUCUCGGUGCAGCCACAGGCUAUUCCGUCACCGGCUAUUCCCAUGCAACAGAAGCCGACGGUGCACUACAUUCAACCGCCACAGCUGGCCUCUUAUCAAAAUUCGAAUGCAUCGAUGCAGGAGAUGACCAAUAACCAGGUCAUAUCGCCGACAGGCAGUCAACAAAUGCAACAGCAACAACCCGUAGUGGCACCAACAGUCAAUCAUCAGGUCAUGCCGCAGCAGCAAGUCAACCAACAGCAGCAACCACAAAUGAUGCAGCAGAUACCCCAGCAAGUUCAAGUGCAGCAAGUUGGUGCGCAACAGCAGCCCCAAACUGUUUUGCCUCCGCAGCCACAUGAGCAGCAGCCACAGCAACAACAACAGCCACUGCAGCAGCAACUUCAGCAGCUUAUGCACACUAACGUGCAGGCUCCGGAUUUGACUCAACAGCAACAAAUUGCUCAGCAACAGGCCCAGCAAUAUUUUCAGCAGCAACAGCCUCAGCAGGCCGUAAACAUGCAACAAGCUUAUGCAAUGCAGCAAGCUGGCCAGCAGCAACAGCUUUCGCAGCCUCUUCAAAUUCAGCAACAGAUCUUGCAGCAACAACAAGCAGCCGUCUCACAUCAGCAACAGAUUAUGCAGCAGCAACUGGCCCAGCAUCAGCUGCAACAGCUUCAGCAGCAGCAGCUUCAACAACAGCAACUGCAACAGCAGCACCAACAGCAAAUACAACAACAGCAACUCCAACAACAACAACUCCAGCAACAGCAAUUCGUACAGCAGUAUGCGCAGGCAAUGCCGCAGCAACAACAUCAGCAGCUCGUUACGGGAUCGCAAGUCAUGGCACCGCAUCAGCAACCUAUUCAGAUCCCAGUGCAGAUGCAAGUUCCGCCGACUUCCGUGGCACCCCCAGUACAGCAGACUUACAAUCAGCAGGGCGGACAAGUAGCGCUCAGUGAUCCACAACAGCAACAGCAUCCCGGAUUAUCGGCCGUACCACCACAGCCAACGCAAUUUAUACAACAGCCCACGCAGCAACCCAUACAACUGUCAAUGCCUUUGGAGCAACAAUUGCAGCAAUUGCUGCAUAGCCAGCCAGCCCAGCAACAACAGCCCAUGAGCCAGCAGCAGCAACAGCCUAUGGUCCAACAGCAGCAACAGCCCUUGGUGCAACAGCAACAACUGCCUUUGGUGCAACAGCAGCCUCCUUUGGUCCAACAGCAGCAGCCUUUGGUCCAGCAGCAGCAACCGCUGGUUCAGCAUCAGCAGCCUUUGGUCCAGCAUCAGCAGCCUUUGGUACAACAGCCCCAACAACAGCAACCACAUGCCCAGACACAGCAACCACAGCCCCAGACACAGCAUCCACACGUGGUUCAGCAACAACCGCAACAGCAUCAACCUGCAGUAGAGCAAAUCUCACAGAUUUCUUCGCAAGUGCCUGUGCAACAGGAAAAUCUGCAGCCAAUACAGGUCAACAAAGAUGCGAAUGUAGCAACGGAUGCAAUGUCUCUAAAUAGCGCCCACGGAGCCCUCGAAACUGCACCGAAGACAGAACCCCAGAACUCUGGUGAUGCGGAAAAGCAGCAAAAGCAGACAGGCACGGGCACACGUUCCCAGAAACCGAGGCGUUCCAACCGGAGCGGCAACGAAAGGAUUCCCAAGCUUAGUGUAACCAGCGUUGACGAGGGCAGCGUCAUAAACUGCCACAUGGAAAAUAAACUUAAAACGAUUACAUUUAAAUUCGACAUAGGAGACGUAAAUCCGGUUGAAAUAGCCAAUAAAUUGAUCGCCCAAGAUUUGCUUUCUAAUUGUCAAAGUACAGUUUUUGUGGAAAUGAUCAAUGAAAUUGUUGACCAAGUCAAACAGAAUCCCAAUCAAAUCCCUAUACCGACAAAUUAUCGCCGCAAUAUUGAAAAGCGGGAUGAAACCGCCAGCGACAUCACAAAGAUGUUUGAGCCCACUAUCCAUGGCGUUGAAACCCUGCCAUCCGGUGGCGGAGGCGCUGAACAGUCGAACUGCAACUUGACUUUAGAGGCCAGGUCCCAUGUAUCCAACAUACCAAAUGCGAAGGAACCACAGCUGAACGUCAGCACUCCGCCCACAACCACUUCGACCAUGUCUUCCUCAUCAACCGCAUCGAGGGAUGCGCCCAAUAGCAGCAAUGACGUGACCAUCGGUUCUGGUUCCGUUUCUCGAAAAACAAGCACGGCCUCGGAGUACACUUCGCUAUCGAUUGACUAUAUGCCCGACAGCAACAUUACUCCAACUGGUCCAGAGCCACCGCUUGACGAUGGCAAGGAUAAGAAAACUUGCUCCCUUGCCAUAGCCAGAAUGCAAAAGCUCUUGGAGUCGGCCGGCAAUGGUGCUCCUCGCAGCCUGAAUUUGCCCUUGAAUCGUCACCUGAAGAUUCAAGAGGACUUGAAGCAUACUAGAAGUCUUGACGAUUUGACCACAGUGAAAAUAACCUUUGACAUGCCCAACAAGGCCGCAGUGGGUACUUCGGAAAACGCUCAGCAGGCCACAGAAGCGGAAGCGGAGAAGCCAAAAGAUAAAUCUGCACAGGCAGUAGGCAACCAGGGAGUUGGAGCGGCCAACACUCUAGAGCAGUUAAAAAUAGAACUGGAAAACAUCACUCAUGCCCACGCGUUCGCCUCCGCUGUAGUGGCCUCGAUUAACAACAGAGCUCCUCAUCAAGCUUCCCCAGCAAUGUCCUCCCUAAAGGCGACUUCUGGACAACCACAGACACAAGAGAUAACCAAGCCAAAUAACGGAGCAGGCCCUUCAGCACCCUCAGUAGGUCAGAAUACUCCCACUGCAGCCUUAACAUCCGCCAGGGGCUCAGGCUCCUCCGUCUACAACUCACGUCGUACAUCCAUCGACAACAGCGUGGGAUCCGUGGGAUCCGAUGUACACCUGCACACAGCCACUAAUCUUGAGGGGACAGUAAGCAACUCGGAUCCGACUCCCACUGAGGCGUCGGUUGGAAUUACCAUUUGCACGGGUCAUGAGAAGCAACUCUCCAAGCAGCCCAGUUUGGAAAAACCUUCUGCCACUUCCAUUUUAACGAACAGCAGUGAUCCUCCGCAAAGGAAUCCCAGCAAUGGAUCAAUUAACCAAAAUUCAAUAGCGGAUUUGGAAAAGAAAUUGGCAGCUUUGCGAAAUACCGAAAACACAGAAGAGUCUGCAUCAGCAACAUUGUCAGUGGUUCCUAAACAAGUUGAAGAGAUCGUCAAACCAAGCGCGCGUAAAAUUUCGCGAUUUAGUGUCAGUCGUGUGCAGGAGCAGAAAACUUCAACCGGAGUUGAGGAGCCUGCUCAAGCUCAACUUAAGAUCGACCUCCAAGUCGCCGGCCCUGGAGGCCAGGUGCAGACCAACAACUCCGUUCAGAACGGCAGCGUGGUCAACACUCCAACCGAAGUCAUCAGCUCUCCUAUUCAAAAUGUUCCGCUGGCCAUUAACGGAAUUCAGUUGAUAUACCAACAGCCCCAGCAGAUCCACCAGUUGCCAGGUGGAACCUCUACUACCACAAGUGGAGCAGGGAAUCAGUGCAUUGUAGUGCCUCAAGUGGUCAAUCAAAAUGGCACCCACGUGCAACAGCUGUCUAACCUACAGCCACAGCAGCAGAGCGUACAUCCAAAUAUGAUUCAACAGCCACAGCAGACGCCACUUAAUGGGCACCCGUCUAUGGUUAACACUCUUCAGCAGCAACCACAACAACAAUCCUUGCCGAUGCAGACGAUUCAGGCGCAGCAGCAGCAAAACCAAAUGCCUAUCAUUUCGCAACAACAGCAGCAGCAGAUCCUGAUGCAGCAGCAACAGGGAUCCCAGCAAGGAUCGCAGCAAUUUAAUUUGCCUGGCACACAACAGACUCAUCCUCAGCACCAGUUCAUCCAGUCGCAGCCCAACCAACUUCACUCGCUUCCGCCCCAGGUGGUCAGCAUGCCUCAGGGAAAUCUGCCGCAUCAGCUUCCACCCAUGCAGACUAUGGGUGCCCAACAGCAAAUGAUCUCGCAACAACAGCAUCAGUUGCAGAUGCAGUCGCACAUGCACCAACAAAACAUGCCCGGAAUGUACAACCAGCAGACUGGAGCUCGUGUGGCAGCACCCCAAAAUUUCGCAGGUGCUGUUCCAAAUCAUUUGUUGCAGCAGUCCCCUUUGAUGGCAUCCCAGCAGCCAGCACAGCCCAUGCAACAUGUUAUGCAACCGAUUUUUAAUGCAACGUCCGGUGAAGUUACCGAAGAGCCUGUUUCUUUAGCAGCUACGCAUCCGCAUCUGCUACCGAGCGAUAUUCAAUCCGAUAUAAAGCACAAUUUAGACUCACUAGUGAACCAAUUGUGCAAUACGCGCUUGGGUACUAACCAGCACCAACGGCUGUUGCUGUUGCGUCAGAGACAACUCAUCGAAGAGGACGAGCUGCGUCUUAAACAUUAUGUGGAAUACGAAAAGUUCCAAAAGGCCCUGCGCCAAUCUAUUAGCACAAACGUUCCAGCUAAUGCAGCUUACUAUUCUGCGGCUGCCGCACAGCUUCCAACCAAUUUGGCAGCUCCAGCAGCUCCGUCCUCAUCGAAUCCGACGUCCACAAGCUCCGCAAACACAUAACUGCUCUAAAUGUUUUGCUUCAUGCUCUUUUGACAAGCCAUACUUACAGCUCUACUCUAUGUUCUCGGCAAUAUAAUUGGCUCGAGCGAAAGGACGUGGAUCUGGAGGUAGAUUUUAAGUAAAAAGUUGUCGAAUGUUACGGGGUUGUCUGUAAAUAUUAGUCAAACGCUUCUUGUUGAUAUGCCAUUGUUUUAUAUUUCUCUUUCUGUUUCACUUCUUAUUUAAAAUUCCUAAUUUCCCAUUCUGGCUUUCGUUUAUUUGUUUAAAAUAAAUAUUAAAUUUUGUAUGAACUUUUUAAGGAAA
This is a messenger RNA of Drosophila sechellia, 7690 nucleotides long. RefSeq names its product Wnk kinase (gene Wnk). The transcript is spliced from 11 exons. Gene Ontology annotation, molecular function: ATP binding; protein serine/threonine kinase activity. Gene Ontology annotation, biological process: protein phosphorylation. The coding region runs from base 602 to 7387 and encodes 2261 amino acids. The record is from RefSeq and is a predicted model, not a curated record. Lineage: Eukaryota; Metazoa; Arthropoda; Insecta; Diptera; Drosophilidae.